Messenger RNA from Ictalurus punctatus (channel catfish), 2794 nucleotides. Its product is annotated as zinc finger protein OZF. The coding region runs from base 248 to 1501 and encodes 417 amino acids. The transcript is spliced from 2 exons. Gene Ontology annotation, molecular function: DNA-binding transcription factor activity; RNA polymerase II cis-regulatory region sequence-specific DNA binding. NCBI's taxonomy places the organism in Eukaryota, Metazoa, Chordata, Actinopteri, Siluriformes, Ictaluridae. Gene Ontology annotation, biological process: regulation of transcription by RNA polymerase II. The record is from RefSeq and is a predicted model, not a curated record.
GUGAGCGUCUAGGUCGCGUUCUACCACACAUUCACAGAAAUAGAAGACGACUUCCGGCAUUUUGCUGAUUGUUAUUCAAAUAUUUCUGACAGGGUUUUACCUCCACAGUUCUCUCUGAUCCGUUGUGGGUGUAUUUGAGGAGGUUAACUGCGUUCUGCUGUAAAGAUCAAGUGGUGUCUUGUCUGCUCCUGUUCUCCAAUUUCCUGCACAAGUUAAAUGUACCUCCACAUCACGAGAAGAAACGAAGAUGAAGUCAGGUGAGAUUAAACUUGAGAAUCUGGAACCCACAGAGACCCCCUAUAGUCACCGAAUUUCAUCUUGUACGUUCCAUGCUAACACUUCUCACAGACAAGUAGAAAAAGAAAUUCACCAAUGCUCACACUGUGAGAAGAUUUUCCAUCAAAAGAGUAAUCUGAAAAAACACCAGCGAAUUCACACAGGAGGGAAGCUGUAUCACUGCUCACAGUGCGGGAAGAGUUUCAGUCAAAAGGGUAAUCUCAAUGAACACCACCACAUUCACACCGGAGAAAAACCUUAUUCCUGCUCACAGUGUGGGAAGAGUUUCAGACAAAAGAGUAAUCUCCAAAAGCAUCAACGGAUUCAUGCAAAAGAAAAGCCGUAUCGCUGCACACAGUGUGGGAAGAGUUACCACGAAAAGUAUCACCUGAAAGAACACCACCACAUUCACACAGGAGAAAAACCAUAUUCCUGUUCCCACUGUGGGAAAAGUUUCAGUCAAAAGAGUAAUUUCCAAAAGCACCAGCGUGUUCACGCUGGAGAGAAGCCGUAUUACUGCUCACUGUGUUGGAAGAAUUUCACUAGCCAGCGUAAUCUUCAAAUACACCAACGCAUUCACACUGGAGAGAAGCCACAUCAGUGCUCACUGUGUGGGAAGAGUUUUACACAUAAGGGUACUCUCCAACAACACGAGCGCCUUCACACCGGAGAGAAGUCGUAUCGCUGCUCGCAGUGCGGGAAGAGUUUUCCACAUAGGAACAGCCUCCGACACCACCAGCACGUUCACACUGGAGAGAAGCCGUAUCAGUGCCCUCAGUGCGGGAAGAGUUUUACCCAAAGAAUAAGUCUACAACAACACCAGUACAUUCACACUGGAGAGAAGCCUCAUCAGUGUUCACAAUGUGGGAAGUGUUUUACACAAAGCGGUACUCUCCGACAACACCAACUCGUUCAUACUGGAGAGAAGCGGCAUCACUGCUCACAGUGUGGGAAAAGUUUUACACAAAGGAAGAGUCUCCGACAGCACCAGAACGUUCACACUGGAGAGAAGCCGCAUGGAUGUUCACAGUGUGGUAAACAUUUUAAAAGAAGGGGCCAUCUACAACAACACCAGCGGAUUCACACUGAAGGUGAACCGUGUUCCUGUUCAGAGUGUGGAAAGCGUUUUACUAGCCGGAGUAAUCUCCAGCACCACCAGUGCGUUCAUACGGAUAUGAACAUGGAUAGGGAACAGUUCUUACGAGAAAGUGUGGGAAUCAGGUAGUCCCAAAGACUUAUUUUGUGCCAAAUAGGAGCUUUUUACAGAAUGUGUUUUCAUUCUAUGGCUGAUGGAGAAUUGUGCAUGUUCCUGAAAACUUAUUUCCAACAUGAGUCUUUACUCUGAAGUCCCUAAUUCCUUUACUGUGUAAUAAAAAUGGGACUUUAUAUAGUGUUGAAAGUAACAGUAUACUAUUCCAGAACUGAUGUCUUCGUACAUGCCCGGGUUGGAUAUGUUGAUAAUGUUAAGAUUAAGAUCGUUACAGUGCUGUGAAAAAGUCUCCUGAUUUCUUCUGUGUUUGCGUAGAUCUCAUACUAAAUUGGUAUUAAAACAAAAUCUAAGAUAAAAGAAAGGCAACCUAAUUCCCCCAGAUCUAUGAAAGUGCAUUGAUAAUGGGGUUCACCUUCAUGAGACACAACCAGGCUUAGGUUAUGAUUACUGUAAACCCUGUUCAAUCACACCUACACUUAAAUAGAACUUUUUCAACAGCAUGAAGUUGGUUAAAAGGUCUUACCCAGCCAAGCACAACAUCAAGCAAAACAAGACCUACAGGCCUCUCUUGCAUCAAUAAAGGUCACUGUUCAUGACUCCACUAUCAGAAAGACACUGGGGGAAAAUGACUCCAUGGAAGAGUGGCGAGGUGAAAACCACUGCUAACCCAGAAGAACAUUUAAGACUCGUCUGAAUUUCACCAAAACACACCUUGAUGAUCCUCAAACCUUUUGGGAGAAUGUUCUGUGGACUGAUGAGUAGAAAGUGGAACUGUUUGGAAGUAAGGGGUCCCGCUACAUCUGGCGUAAACUAAACACAGAAUUCCCCAAAAAGAUCAUCAUACCUACGGUCAAGCAUGGUGGAGGAAGUGUGAUGGUGUGGGGAUGCUUUGCUGCUUCAGGGACUGGACAACUUGCAGUAACUGAGGGAAACAUGAAUUCUGCUCUCUACCAGAAAAUCCUAAAGGAGAAUGUCUGGUCUUCAGUCUGUAAGCUGAAACUCGAGCAGAACUGGAUUCUACAGCAAGACUUGAAAUGAACAAAUAAAUAAAUAAAAACUGUUUUGUGUUUAGUCAGGUAGUGUUUGUUUUAUGUUGUAUUUAAUUUGAAGAUCUAAAACUAUUUAGUAUGAGAUAUACGCAAAAACAGAAGAAAUACUUUUUCACAGCACUGUAUAUCUAUUCUUAUUGUUUAUUUAUUUGCAUUCAGAAUGGUACAAUACUUGGUGAAUGGUCAUUUGUUUUUAACUUUUGGUUGACUGUGAACUAAAAGAAAUUUUGAUGUUAAAUAAAAAUGGAGUAUUUACCCA